Molecule: messenger RNA, 2061 nt
Organism: Varroa destructor (honeybee mite)
Lineage: Eukaryota; Metazoa; Arthropoda; Arachnida; Mesostigmata; Varroidae
Product: optic atrophy 3 protein homolog
Biological process (GO): regulation of lipid metabolic process
Cellular component (GO): mitochondrion
Source: RefSeq, a predicted model, not a curated record
UUCUGCCGGCUCUUAAGGCGUCGGAUCAUCAGCUGCAUAACAUGCUAGGUGUGUAAAUAAAAGCUUAUGAAAGUGUAACAACGGAAUUCAAUGUAGCCAGUGACGGUGAAGUCGCAGCUGAUGCAGUGAAGUGGAAGAUGAUUUUAAUGACCUCAAGAUUUCAAACUGAACUGACGUGUAGCCCUAGUGUAUCAUAGGGGCGUCGCUACUCGAUAGAUUAGUCUCCAACCUGCUGAUCCGGACCCCAGCCAACAUAUCUUCCUGUAAUUAUGGCUGUUGGUGCAUUUCCGUUGGCUAAGCUCGGCGCACUUUUUCUGAAACAGCUGUCAAAGCCACUGGCAAACAAACUUAAGAUUCGGGCAAAAAAUUCGCCUUUCUUUCGACGUUGGGUAUGCAUGCCUCCGGCUCAAUUUUAUCACUGGUGUGAGGUCAAAAUCAAAGUGCGAAUACUCAAUCUCGGUAAGCCGUCCGCUGUUAAGCCACUUAACGAACGUGAAGCCAUCGACCUUGGCGCUGAACUAUUAGGUGAAGCUAUAAUAUUCGCCGUUGCUGCCGGUACAAUUACGGCGGAAUACCUGCGACAAUCACGUAAUGAGCGCGCCAAAGAAGAGACGAAAGAGGACAGAUAUCACAGAUUAACACACGAGCUCGAGGAACUGCAGUUAUUGGUAGCUCGACAGGAGGUCGAGAUUCGUCACCUUAGUCGGUUGGUGGGAACUCCUGUGCGCCAGAUCGUGCCCGUUGUCGAACCUAACCCGGCUGCCAGGAAGGAAGGCAGCACCUAUGUUUCCUUAGAUCAGGCGGUAGAGAAUGCGAAAGCAGCCAUGGGUAAGGAAAUUUCGUGUGUCGAAGACGCUAAACCUUCCACCUCUACUGCAGCUGGUUCUUGCAGAGUUUCAUUCCACGAACAGGGUACGGAUCCGGGCAAGACAAAGGGGACGACCCAGUUUCCUGUUAAUUCGAAAAAGUGACAUACGCCUCAGUUAGGCCAUUCUUUAACACAGGCUACCAUAUUCAUAAAUUUAUUUAUUUAUAUAUCUAAAUUAUAAAUUGCAAAAUGAUGGAAGUUGUGCCUGUCAUCUCAUUAGUUUAUGAAGAGCACUUUUACUAAAGUAGUAGUUCCAUGGGUGCAUCAAGCAAACUACUACCCAUUGUAAAAUUACAAAAAAAAGAUGAGUAGCCAACAGUUUUGCCGGAUCUUCACACAUGCAUGCAGAUCAUAUGCGAUAUUGAGCAAAUCAUAAAUGCAGGAGGGUUUUCAUUUAGCGCAAUUAUCAAAAGAAAAUCCAAACUGAAAUGAAACAGUGUGAGUGUCUAUUAUUUUUCAAAUUUUCGUAAUAUUCCUAAUGACUGUCUCUCAUUGAAAAAGGUCACUCCUACUAGUAGUGCUUAUCGUUCUCACAGCAAAAUAACAAAGGGAGGUGGUCUGAAUUGAAAAGUCUUCAUGCACAACUGUAACACAAAACUGAGCUAUGUUUUGUUAAAACCUUGGCACAGAAACAUCAAAGUGAUAAAGACAUAGGCGAGCGUGCAUUUAAACGAGCAGUAAAUUUCGUCGCGUGAGCGUCUACUAUUCCUUGAUAAACAUUUAAAUCUCAUUCCAGCUGCACACACGUUACCUUGAUGUAAGUUUUUUUUUUUUAUAUUCAUUGUUAAUUAACAAUUUUUAAAGUAGAUUGAAGUUGAUAAGAGGCACGGAUUCCUUGGUCAAGUGUUAAAACUUUUCCUCAUCACGCUAAUGAUGGCGUGGUGAACUUCGCCACGUGCUUUAUAAUUAUGGGUGGAGUAAAAAGGACAGUAAAAGUGAGUCUUAUUGGAGACCCUUAGCGACACGAGUAGGUUUGCGUAUCAUUGAAAGUCAACUAGUCGCUAGGUAGCAAAGAUACUACUGUGUAUAGUAAUAAGCUCAUGCUAAUAAAUAUUUGUAGUAAAAGAAGUAUGCCUCUUAUUUUUCAUAACAGCUCAAAAAGAUCAAAGGACGUUUUGCGUUAAAUCGUUUGAAACAUCUUCUUUAGUGCGGAAUGUUAUCAGCAGCGCUUUUUGUGAUGCAUGUGUUAGAUA